This is a messenger RNA of Sorghum bicolor (sorghum), 2054 nucleotides long. Its product is annotated as DDB1- and CUL4-associated factor 4. The transcript has 11 exons. Bases 125 to 1630 code for a protein of 501 amino acids. NCBI's taxonomy places the organism in Eukaryota, Viridiplantae, Streptophyta, Magnoliopsida, Poales, Poaceae. The record is from RefSeq and is a predicted model, not a curated record. Gene Ontology annotation, molecular function: protein binding.
CCCACGCCCCUGGGCCCUCGCCUUGAUCCCUCCCUCCUCCUCCUUCCUCGCCUCGCUUCCCGAACCGCUCGACGGCCGAAGCCGCCGCCCCUCGGUUCGCCGUUCCAACCGCCGCGCCGGCGACAUGCCGCCCAAAGAGCUGCCGGGGUUCUACUACGACCCAGAGAAGAAUCGCUACUUCCCUAUCAGGGGCCCCAUCCCGGGCGCUGCUGCCCGCCGCCCUCCCGCUCCCGCUCCCGCAGUGCCACCGCCGCCCGCGGACACAACGGGAUGCAGCAGGAAGAGGGCGAUGCGGCCGGAGCUGCUCAGCGCCAGGGAGAUGUACGGCGGCGGGGUCAUCUCCUGCAAUAACGCCGCCAGGUCCACGUUCAAGCAGCAGUGCCAGUACGCGCAGGCGUCUCAGCCCAUGGUCUGGAAGUAUCAACACACCACUUCUGUGGCUGAUAAGGCGAUUGAACAAUUGAACGCCAUGGUUCAGACACCGCAAGGGUUGAAAGAGUUCAGGGUGCUAGUCACCGGCAGCAUGAAUGGUUCGAUUCGGUUAUACGGAUUAGGAACUGCUCUGAAUAACUUUGAGAAUGAGGCAGAGUUUUUGCCCCAACCUGCUUGGACUCCCGCGGGAAAGCACAAGGCAGGUGCACUUCCCAGCAUUUGGUCAUCUGAAGUAGGCUACAUAACUUUCUCAUCCAGUAUAUCAUGUAUAAAGAAGCUUGGACGUCAUGUCCCUGAUGCAUCCAACACCAAUUCAUCAGUUCAGCGAUCAUUGGUGGCUACUCUUGGAUCUGGAGAAUCUGGCGGCUCUAUAUAUAUUAUGGAUCUUUCUGAAGCUAUUGACUCGGCAAUGGGAUUAUGGACUGCCUAUAGAGUUCAUUCACUUGAUCGUACAAUGUGGACAGCUGAUUGUAGUUCUGAUGGCACACAUGCAGCUUUCGGUUCAGACAUUGGUGCCGGUCUACUCGAUUUGGAAACAAGGGGACUAUCGUGGCUAUGUCAAUCUAAAAGUGACGUUCUUUCCCUGAAAUUUGUGCACUCGGGAAACGUUGUGCUGUGUGGUCUACGGAAUGGGAGUAUAGCCCCUGUUGAUGUACGGCAAAAGCAGCAUAAUCAGCCUACUGGAGUAGCUUCAUCAAGCAAUGCUAGGAGGACAGUUCCCAUGCUGCCCACAAGGCAUGCCGGGAAGAAGAGAAACCAGGCUGGCAUGGAUAAAAUUUCAAGUGUUAUUUCUAUGUCAUCAGCGGUUUGUAGCUUGGUUACACUCUCAUCAGAUGAGAACUACUUCUUAGGAAGCUCCAUGGAUGGAUCUAUCAAACUCUUUGAUCUUCGUCUCAUUCAGAAGGGAGGUAUACAGUCGUAUGAGGGGCAUGUGAACUCACACACACAUUUACCAAUUGUUGUUGAUCCAUCUGAGACCUUACUUAUGUCAGGUGGGGAGGACUGCGCUGUUCGCAUUUGGAGCAUCAAAACAGGGGAGCUACUAUUUGCACAGAGCAUGUCAGACACUCUCUUCACGGCAUUUUGUUGGCCCGAAAGCAGCCAUGACUUGUGCAGUUCUUCGCUGUUUGAUCUAAACCACAGCUGGGGAGCUUGGUUGGGAUCACGUGCUGGGCUGUUCUAUAUGCAUGGUACUUGAGUGAUUCUGCACUAGUACUACUACACUACUAACUUGGAGCCUUGGAAGGCUGGAGCGAAAAAUGGUGGCUGUAUUCUCAAAGAACAUGAGAUCACUGAACAUACUGGGCUUUGCUUGAGCUCUGGACUGAAUGCAGAACGUCGUCUUUGGAAGUCAGACAUUACUUACCUAGGGCUAGGAUGUCCAAUCUUACUAGGAAUUGGACAUGUUUCUCUCAGUGAUAGAUGGAUAACUUGUGUAGCUAGGAACAGAGUUUUCCUUAGAACGAGAGAUGGUUGUGCACGAUAUGCUUUGUUAAGGACUUGAGAUGGUGGUCCAGUGUACCAUACGUGGGAUAGUGACAAUGUGGUUUGCAUAUCCAAAUUGCGGUGCCCUGAAAGUGUACAUGAUGCGCAUUGUUCCCUGAACUAGUUUUGUUUCUUUU